Molecule: messenger RNA, 2385 nt
Organism: Syngnathus typhle (broad-nosed pipefish)
Lineage: Eukaryota; Metazoa; Chordata; Actinopteri; Syngnathiformes; Syngnathidae
Gene: baiap2l1a
Product: BAR/IMD domain containing adaptor protein 2 like 1a
Exons: 14
Coding region: 187-1617 (476 amino acids)
Biological process (GO): actin filament bundle assembly; actin crosslink formation; positive regulation of actin filament polymerization
Cellular component (GO): cytosol; nucleoplasm
Molecular function (GO): protein binding
Source: RefSeq, a predicted model, not a curated record
CCAGCGAGUGAGGGAGUGUGCAACAACAAGCCGGUUUGCUUUAUGCACGCGUGCAUUGCGCCAGAGGUGCAUGGCAUGCCCCGGAGUAAUUCUCCUGCUGUGGGACCGACGGUAGCGACUGGAUUAUAAUAUUAUUAUCAUUAUUUUUUUUUCUUUUUUGGGGGGAGGGAGAAACCACGCACCAACAUGUCCGGGACCCCGCAAGACGUGAGCAAGCUCACCGAGCUAACCUAUAAAAAUGUGAUGGACCAGUACAACCCCAGCUUGAGGAACCUGGUCAACCUAGGCAAGAGCUAUGAGAAGUCAGUGACAGCCAUGACCCUCGCAGGAAAGGCCUACUUUGAUGCCGUCACAAAAAUUGGAGAAAACGCUACCAUGUCUCCAAUUUCCAGGGAACUUGGUAUGGUUCUGAUGGACAUUGCAGAUGUCCACAGAAAGGUCCAUUUUGAACUGGAGCAAAAUUUCAAGAGAUUCCACCUAGAUGUUCUCUCAGAGUUGGAAAAGAAGACGGAAAUGGAUGUGAAGUAUAUGAAUGCUACAUUUAAGCGCUACCAGUCAGAACACAAGUCCAAGCAAGACUCCUUGGACCGCUCGCAGACUGACUUGAAGAAGCUGAGGAGAAAAAGCCAAGGCAAGAACGUGUCAAAGUACGAGAUGAAGGAGAACGAGUACAUGGAAACCAUCUCCUCGCGCCAGAUGGACAUGCAAAAGUUCAUCGCCGACGGCUGCAGAGAGGCUCUGCUGGAAGAAAAACGACGCUUCUGUUUCCUGGCUGACAAACACUGCAUGUUCUCUUAUCACAUUAGCAACUUCCACGAUAAAGCAAAAGUGAUGCUGAGCGAGAAGAUCCCCGGCUGGCAGGAGAUAUGCUGCAACGUCAGCAAGGUGCCGGACACCGUCAAGCACAUGAUAGACGGACUUUACGUCAAUCAAGAGCAAUCGUUGCUUGCCAACCGCUUCAGGAACAGCGUUGAGUCAAUGGUGCCGCCCCCUGCGCCCCCACUGAAAGCGCUCACUAGUCCACUCGCAAACAUGUUCAACCCUGAGCCCAGAUCUCCAAUCACUUUCGAGAAUCACUCAGACCAGGGCAUCCUCAGCGAUUAUAGUCCAUCCCGGUCGACCUCCCAGAUUUCGGGUCCCACUAUGAGGAAAAAGCCUCGGGUCAAGACUAUCUUUCCUCAUUCGGCGGGAAACAACGACACCCUCCUCAGCUUUGACGAGGGUGACGUCAUUAUACUUAUUAAGGAAGAAAAGGACGGCUGGCUUUAUGGCGAGAUGGAAAAGACUAGCCAGCGUGGUUGGUUCCCAACAUCCUACUGCAGACCUUAUUCGGAGUCGAUUAUAUCAAAUAGCAGCGAUUUAGAGUCACCGCUGCAAAGUCUGAGCAUCAGCAGUCUACCCGAGCCGGAUGAUUUCGAGUCGCUGUUGCUACCGCCGGCGGACUACUCGGAUGAUUUCCCAUCACGCACGACGAUCCCGUCAACGCAAUCGCCACAGAAUACGGUUUCGUUACAAAACGGUAAUGCAAAGGUUCCUUUUCUAGGAGGAGGAAAUCCCUUCGCUACUGUCAAGCUGAGACCGACUGUCACCAAUGAUCGAUCGGCACCUGCCAUCUAAACACAAAACAGAAUGGACAUAUAAUCAAAAGUAUAUAUGAAUGCAUCUAUGACUUGUACAUGCCAUCUCGUGUAAUUCAAAAUAAUAUUUAAUUGAUAAAUGCAUUAUUUUUGUCAUGUUCCUGACUACAAUGCAACCAGGCUGACUUCCUGACUUACAGAAAACAAAAGACGCAUAUAAAAGAAAGCGUUUACUUUUCUAUUUUUUAUUAUAUUGAGUUGUCUUUUUUUUAAGAGCGCUGCAAUGUUAUGCGGAGAUUGUGAGAAUGAAGGGAGCGUGCUGUGUUGCUUAAAAAAAUGAUUUGUCAUUUGAGAGCCAGCAAUGAAGUAUGUCAUUACCUGAAAUAAAAUGUUCUAUUCAUAAGCAGGAUAUUUGUAAGAGAUAUUUAAAUAAAUAGUUCAACAUAUGUUCACCAUGUGCUCAAACCAAGUUUUUGGUUUGCCAGUGUAUUAAAUGGAGACCAUUUUGAUGAAGAGAAUAUUUUUCAUGCUUAGUGAUUUUGGCAGGCAAAUUGUGCAAUAUGCUAAUGUUGUUCAUCACUAGUUGACAUUUACGUUAUCCCUCAAUAUGUCAGGGUCACAGUUUUGAAAUAUAUAACGUAGAUUUUGUGAGAUCAUUUUUUUUGGACCCGUAUUUGAAUUACAGAAUGUGUACUGUAUGAUGGACAAAUGAUAUACUGUUAUUCCUCAGUGCCUCCUUCAGUGUACCUUCCCGUUGUGUUUACAAUGUAGCCUUUUUUCUUUAAUAAAACAAAGUCUACAUAUUUAA